This is a messenger RNA of Phyllotreta striolata, 4246 nucleotides long. The record is from the annotation of a GenBank genome assembly. Lineage: Eukaryota; Metazoa; Arthropoda; Insecta; Coleoptera; Chrysomelidae.
CGACGCCGUGCGUCAGCGAGCGGCCAUCUUAUAUGCAGCUGAGUCGGGGAGAAAAAAAAAAUCGAAAGAAGAAAAAAAACGCAAAAGGGAAGAGCUCGGGGGGUGGCGCGUCUCGCGGCGUCGCGACGGGUAACUAUAGCGGGGGUGGUAUUCGAUUAGUACGGGGUACUGGAGUGGAUAUGAUGCGGUGUUCGCCGUACGGGAUCGGCCCAAUGGACAGUACGACCGCCCCCGUAUGAUUCCGGCUCGGAAAUGCCCGUGAGCACGGGGCCGCUGGGCGAACCACGCGCCAAGAGGUGCAAACUUUGCGACGAAUCCAGCCACCUCGGCGAUUCUGGCUCUGGGUACUGGCAGCUCCAGCUCGAUAGGGAUUUGGUAGACACCAUAUCGGCAAUCUACCCGGAGUGGUUCAAAGACAACAUGGCCGAAGGCGGCGGUUCGCCCACCAGUCCUCGGGAGUCUCCUCCCAAGGCCAUCAUCGACACGUCGCCCAUCAUGAUCGACCAAAACAAAGAAUCCCUCAAGGUGAAAUUGCUGCUGCGACGACCGUUCGACCAGCUGGUGGCCCAAGGGAUCAUGCCUCCCCACAAGACGCCGGCGGCGUAUCACGGCCAACGGAGGCAGUUGGAGCGCGCGAAGACGGGCGACAUGCUGAAGGCGAAGAUCCAGCAGAGGCCGCCCAGGCAGGAGCUGGAGCGCCGGCACAUCCUCGAAGUGGAUCCGAGCCACGUGGAUCCCAGCCUGGCGGAGCGCCAGCGCAUGCUGAAGAAGGCGAAGCUGGCCGAUCACCUGAACGAUCAGCUGUCGCACCGGCCGGGCCCGUUGGAGUUGAUCCAGAAGAACAUCCUGCACACGGAGGAGCCGAUCGAGGAGGCGGUGAAGACCGGCCGGAUACCGUACAAGGCGACCAGCGAGGGUCAGCUGCACCGGCCGCAGCUGCCGUCGAACUACGUCAAUCCCGAGGAGGAUUCGCAGAGUUCCGAAGGCGACAAUCGGCUGAGUCCGGGGCCGUCGGACGUGCUGGAGACGGCCGCCAAAUCGGCCGGCAUCGUGGUGUCGUUGAUCCAACCGGCGGACGCUGUGGUAGUGACGACGGCCGGGCCGAUUUUGAAAAAAGACAAUAACGAAAUCGUGUUCGCGGAUAUGUGCCGAUCGGUGGCGACGCCGUUGUUGUCGCAGGCGUCGGCGUCCAGCCCGGCGUCGUUGGUAUCGUCGACGUCGACGUUGAGUCCCCUAUCUUCUGUAGCCAGUCCGGUGCCUUCGGUGGUGUCGCAGCCGGCGACGCCGGCGCCGCCGCCUCCGCCGCCCGUCUCGUUGAUGUCCCGUCCCGUUCAGUCGCCGGUGCGGAGCGAUUCGUUGUCCGGCAAGGACAAGAACCGGAAGAAGUCGAAGAACAAAUCGGUGCCGAAGGCGCGUACGAUCAAAUUUCACGAAUACAAAGGGCCGCCGAACGCGCAGAAGAAUUCCAGUGCGAGCCAACAGCAGGAGGAGAGCUCGUACGAUUUGCUGUUGAAGCAGCAGACGUUACUCUUGCAAUUCCAGUUACAGUUGCAGCACAAAUAUCCGCAGAUCAUAUUGCCCGCCUCGCAGAAGGCCAGCGUUUCGGAGAGCAGCAAUAGUUCCAGCAACAACGGUAAUAUCAACGUACAACAACCCUCGCCGGCGCCCUCUACUUCCUCGGAAUCGUCGACUCCGUCGAAGAUAACCGGCAGAUUGGAGGAUAUGAAAGUGAGCGAUUUGAAAGCGGAAUUGAAGCGUCGCAGUUUGCCCGUGUCCGGUUCCAAACCGCAACUAAUAGAAAGACUGAAACCGUUCACCGGAUCAGUCGAUGUCAUAAAUCAGAACCCUUCGUCCAUAGAUUCGUCCGUACAUAGCAAUAGCAUGGAUCAAUGCCACAACUCGCCGAUGUACCAAAGCAUAGAUUCGCCACAAGAGUCGCUAAAAGACGAGAAAUCCGAGCUGAUGGACGUCGAUCCCCUGAGCCCCGCGCCGCCAUCUCAACCGAUGCAAGAACCCCCCCUGCAGCAUAAACUCCCCGAGCAAAAAUCCAACGAAGAUCUGGUGCGCAAACAGCAGAGGCAAAUAGAGGAAUUGCAACGGGAGUUGACCAUAUCCCAGUUGAAGCUGCAAGCGGCGACGCGCGUCGAACCGAAGGCCCAACUGUUGGCGCUGCAGAAGCACCUGCAGGCCAGGCAACAGCAACAACAGCAGCGCCGACUGCAGCAGGAGCAACAACAGCAGCUGCAACAGCAACAGCAGAACUUCGUGUUGCAGAUGAAGCAGUUGCAGGCGUUGCAGGCGCGCCAGAACGAGGAGCAGCAGAAGCUGCAACAGCAGCAGCAACAACAGCAGGCGCAGCAGCAGAUCCAGCAGCAGAUCAACUUCCACAAUCAGAAGAACAUCGCCGGCGGUUUGAUAUUGAACGGCGCCGACGCCGCCUUGAUCUACAACCAGCUGAUGCAGGGCAAGGCGAAGAUACUGAACGGCCAUUGUCGCAACAAUUCGUCGCCCAACUUCCUCAAUUCCAUACCCAUCAUCGCGGCGCCGGAAAUCAAGGCGGAAUUCGCGAGCGAACCGAAGUCGCCCAAAGAGAUCAAAAUCGAAUUCGCCAAGUCGCCGGCGCCGCCGCCGCAAUACAACGAAGCCACCAAGCACAUGAACAAAAAGAACCACAUCAAGAGCCAAAUCGUCGACGACGUGCUCGAGAUACUGAUCAAAAACGGGGAAUUACCGCCGAGCGCCGCCAACGAUCCGCUCACGCCAAACUCCGCCGGCACCAAAUCCGGCGAGCCCGUCUACCCGCCGCAGGUCCUCAUGCAGAACCACCUCGACGACAAUCACAACCACAACCACAUCGACUCCGAUGCCCCCGAAGCCACCUUAGGUAUAGAUCCGACGGACCUGCUGGAAACGCUGGACAACAUCGAAGACCUGGACUUCUCGCAGCUGGUGAUGGAGCUGGGCGGUUGCCACAACCAGCAGGACGGCAACUUCGACGAGCAGCCGCGCGACGACGACGACACCGUCGCCAUGGACACGGACGAUUGGUUGGAGUCGCUGUUGCCGAGCGACGGGCCGUUCGGCGGCGAAGCGCCGCCGUCGGGGGCGGCGCACGAGCCGGAUUUGGGCAGCUACGAUCCGCUGUUGGGCAUCGCGCCGGAUCCGUUCGAUCCGUUCAAUUUGGAGGACGUGCGAACGCCGGCCGAUCUGACGGCGACGCUGUCGUGGGAGAAGAUCGAUUACGCGGCUUAGAGUGGUGUCAGAGGCGUCGUGGGACCGGUGUGACGUUAGGUGACUCUCCCGACUAACAGAGAAACAAACCCCCCGAUGGAAUCGGUCGAUUCGAUUUGAUUCGAAACGGGCUCCGUUGCCGGCGCGCCAGCGUAACGACGAAGCGCGCCGAUUUAUUCCAAUGAUGUGAAAUUCCACUCGGUUACUAAUUGACAUUCCACAAAGUUGGCCGCCGAUUUCGCCUUCGAGGGAGGCGCGGGACCAGGGCGGUCCAAUCGGCCAGGGAACACAUCAAUAUUUACGUUUUACUGUAUAUAUUACAUACCUUUACAUAUGUUCUGGUUGUCCUCGGAUGGGCGUCGAGAGGAAUAGGUUCUGUUGCGCGUUGUUCCGUGUUUUUCGGUAUCCCGUUCCCGCCGGCUUUUUUUUUGGAAGUUGUAGAAAAAAUGUAUUCACAUUCCAGAAUUUAAUUAUUCGCAAACGUAAGACGAGUUUUUCUACAUUGCCGUACUGUUAAACGAGUUGUAAAUAGUGCAUUUUUCUCGUAUAGAAAACUAAAAUAUUCCAGAAAAGUCAAUUUUUGUUAAUACACAAUGAAGAAGAUCGGCGGGUUUAUUAAUCGAACUCUACUUAAAUUAAUCACGUUUGUAUUGCACAGGAGUUUUUACGAAAUUAUUAAAUUUCCUCUUGCCGGGAUAUCCCAGGACAAUAUUUGAAUAAACUGGUGUUUUUUUUUUUAAGUAAACACUUGUAGUUCACUAAAAAUCUCGCAAACCGAAUAUAGAGUGUUUAUAUUUAAAAAUGUAGAACCUGUAUAAAUAUUAUUAGAGUGUAAUUAUUUAAUUGUAGAUAUGCUUAGGUUCUAAUUUGUACAUAUUUUUACCAUUUAAUCGAGACGAAAAUUACUGUUGCAUUUCUAUUAAAUUACGCAGAGAGCAUUUCUUGAUUAGCAGCCUAGUAAUUGCUCGAUAAAAUCACUAAAAUUGUGGUUUUAAGACUGAAAUUUUAUUUCGUU